Messenger RNA from Chinchilla lanigera (long-tailed chinchilla), 7595 nucleotides. RefSeq names its product dedicator of cytokinesis 7 (gene Dock7). Gene Ontology annotation, molecular function: guanyl-nucleotide exchange factor activity. The coding region runs from base 1 to 7191 and encodes 2396 amino acids. The transcript has 52 exons. The record is from RefSeq and is a predicted model, not a curated record. Gene Ontology annotation, biological process: small GTPase-mediated signal transduction; positive regulation of GTPase activity; axonogenesis. NCBI's taxonomy places the organism in Eukaryota, Metazoa, Chordata, Mammalia, Rodentia, Chinchillidae.
AUGGGAAAGAAGGCGGUCCCUCCAGCCUGUUUCUUUGGAGGAGCUCCAGCCUUGGCCAUGGCCUGCGGACGUUGGUCUCCAGUUCCUUCAGCUUCCAACAGAUUCUUCAGCCUUCUGACGCAGACCCUUUGGUCUCCUGACUCGCACCGACUCUGCCAUGACCGCCCGGGGAUCCCCGACUUUCGACUGGUCGCCCAGCUCCUAGGGCCUUUCCCUGGGAUGGACCCCUGUGAGGCAUGGACACUGCCCACUUUGGACCUGGGUGGAGACUGCAGCUCUUCCUCAGAGCUGGGGGCCACCUUCUCCGCUUGGAGUGGCCUCCGUGCUGUCCGCCCAGUGCAAGGCUUUGUCCUGCUCGUCCUUUUCCUGCAGGAAAAGCUUCAGCGAGCGUCACAGUGCAGGCCAUGUCCUUGCAGACACUUUGGCAGCCAGCGGGUCAUGUACACAAAGACCCAUUCAAAGCGAACCGUGUGCCACUCUGGAACGAGCGCAGCUACACAAACGCACCCGGACCCCCGCCGCGGCGCGCCGGGGCUGGAAGCCAAGGCCUGCGCAGGGCCUUCGCCCGUGCCUGGGCGCCGGGGAAAAGGCCUGCGAGGACGCCGCGACAGUCACGGCAGCACAGCCCGCGCCCAGCUCCCGCAGUCUUUAGGAGGAGAGGAGACACGACGAACCAAGGCGCGCUUCCUGGCGUCGCCAUUGCGGUGCUCGGAAAACACGCACCGGGGCGAGGCUCCGCCACGCGGCGUCCCCGCGGAGCUCGCUUUCAGCGUGCACAGGUACGCGCGGCGGUCAGCGCGGGGAGGCGCGGCGCGCAGGGCGAGGUGUUAUAGAACUGUGGCAGCUGAAGUUAGGAAGCAGAUCUCUGGGCAAUAUAGUGGCUCUCCUCAACUGCUGAAGAACCUCAGCAUUGUUGGCAAUAUCUCCCACCACACCACAGUGCCCCUUACUGAAGCAGUAGAUCCAGUAGAUUUGGAAGAUUACCUCAUUACUCAUCCUUUAGCUGUGGAUUCUGGGCCUUUGAGGGAUUUGAUUGAAUUUCCUCCAGAUGAUAUUGAAGUUGUCUAUAGUCCUAGGGAAUGCAGAACCCUUGUUUCAGCUGUACCCGAGGAAAGUGAAAUGGAUCCACAUGUUAGAGAUUGUAUAAGAAGUUAUACAGAAGACUGGGCGAUUGUGAUCAGAAAAUAUCAUAAACUGGGGACAGGAUUUAAUCCCAAUACAUUAGAUAAGCAGAAAGAAAGACAAAGAGGUUUGCCAAAACAGGUCUUCGAAUCUGAUGAAGCUCCAGAUGGCAACAACUACCAGGAUGAGCAAGAUGAUCUUAAAAGACGUUCAAUGUCAAUAGAUGAUACUCCAAGGGGAAGCUGGGCCUGCAGCAUCUUCGACUUGAAAAAUUCGCUGCCUGAUGCUUUGCUUCCUAAUUUACUUGAUCGAACUCCAAAUGAAGAAAUAGACCGUCAGAAUGAUGACCAGAGGAAAUCAAAUCGCCACAAGGAACUCUUUGCUUUGCACCCAUCGCCAGAUGAGGAAGAACCCAUAGAGCGCCUUAGUGUUCCUGAUGUACCCAGAGAGCAUUUUGGUCAAAGACUUCUUGUAAAAUGUUUAUCACUCAAGUUUGAGAUUGAAAUUGAACCCAUUUUUGCAAGUUUGGCUUUAUAUGAUGUCAAGGAAAAGAAAAAGAUUUCAGAAAACUUUUAUUUUGACCUUAAUUCUGAGCAGAUGAAAGGAUUGUUACGCCCACACGUACCACCUGCUGCUAUUACUACCCUGGCAAGAUCAGCUAUCUUUUCUAUUACUUAUCCUUCUCAGGAUGUUUUUCUUGUAAUAAAGCUAGAAAAAGUCCUACAGCAAGGAGACAUUGGAGAGUGUGCAGAACCAUACAUGAUUUUCAAAGAAGCUGAUGCCACCAAGAAUAAGGAAAAAUUGGAGAAGCUGAAAAGUCAAGCGGAUCAGUUUUGCCAGAGACUUGGGAAAUAUCGCAUGCCAUUUGCUUGGACCGCAAUCCAUUUAAUGAACAUUGUUAGCAGUGCUGGCAGUUUAGAAAGAGACUCUACUGAAGUAGAAAUCAGUACUGGCGAACGGAAGGGGUCCUGGUCAGAGAGGAGGAAUUCUAGUAUUGUUGGCCGGCGAUCGCUUGAGAGAACGACAAGUGGAGAUGACGCUUGCAACUUGACCAGCUUUCGCCCUGCCACGCUCACAGUGACCAAUUUUUUUAAGCAGGAAGGUGACCGCUUAAGUGAUGAAGAUCUGUACAAAUUCCUUGCCGAUAUGAGAAGGCCAUCUUCUGUCUUGCGGCGACUGAGACCUAUUACAGCUCAGCUGAAGAUAGACAUUUCUCCUGCUCCUGAAAAUCCCCAUUAUUGCCUGACCCCGGAACUGCUUCAAGUGAAGCUGUACCCUGACAGCAGAGUUAGACCUACCCGGGAAAUUUUAGAGUUUCCUGCUCGGGAUGUCUAUGUACCAAACACUACUUAUAGAAAUCUUCUUUACAUAUACCCUCAGAGUCUUAAUUUUGCCAAUCGUCAGGGUUCUGCCAGGAAUAUCACAGUGAAAGUCCAGUUUAUGUAUGGAGAAGAUCCCAGCAAUGCCAUGCCGGUAAUCUUUGGUAAAUCUAGCUGUUCAGAGUUUUCAAAGGAAGCCUAUACAGCCGUAGUAUAUCAUAACAGGUCUCCUGAUUUUCACGAAGAAAUCAAGGUUAAACUCCCUGCAACUUUAACUGACCAUCAUCACUUACUUUUUACUUUUUAUCAUGUUAGUUGUCAACAAAAGCAAAAUACUCCUCUUGAAACCCCUGUUGGAUAUACAUGGAUCCCGAUGCUUCAGAAUGGACGGCUGAAGACCGGCCAGUUUUGCUUACCGGUGUCUCUGGAAAAGCCUCCCCAGGCGUACUCGGUGCUGUCCCCCGAGGUUCCUCUACCUGGCAUGAAGUGGGUAGAUAAUCACAAAGGUGUGUUUAAUGUUGAAGUUGUUGCUGUUUCAUCUAUCCAUACACAAGAUCCGUAUCUUGAUAAAUUUUUUGCUCUGGUCAAUGCCCUGGAUGAACACAUGUUCCCUAUCCGAAUUGGGGACAUGCGGAUCAUGGAAAAUAACUUAGAAAAUGAAUUAAAGAGCAGUAUUUCAGCAUUGAAUUCAUCUCAGUUGGAGCCAGUGGUCCGAUUUCUUCAUCUUCUGCUUGAUAAACUGAUCCUGUUAGUUGUUAGACCUCCUGUCAUUGCUGGCCAAAUAGUUAAUCUAGGUCAAGCAUCUUUUGAAGCCAUGGCGUCAAUUAUAAAUCGACUUCACAAAAACUUGGAAGGAAAUCAUGACCAGCAUGGCAGGAACAGCCUUCUUGCCUCCUAUAUCUAUUACGUGUUUCGCCUACCAAAUACUUACCCUAGCUCACCCUCACCAGGUCCCGGGGGGUUGGGAGGAUCUGUGCAUUAUGCCACGAUGGCUAGAUCUGCUGUGCGACCCGCAAGCCUUAACCUGAGCCGCUCUCGGAGCCUGAGUAACAGUAACCCAGACAUACCUGGGACUCCCACAUCACCAGACGAUGAAGUGCGGUCUAUCAUCGGCAGUAAGGGUUUAGAUCGCUCCAAUUCCUGGGUUAACACUGGUGGUCCAAAAGCUGCCCCAUGGGGAUCCAACCCCAGCCCAAGUACAGAAUCAACACAGGCUGUGGAUCGAAGUUGUAAUCGUAUGUCUUCGCACACAGAGACGUCAAGUUUUUUACAAACAUUAACGGGACGCUUACCAACUAAAAAGCUGUUUCAUGAGGAGCUGGCUCUGCAGUGGGUGGUUUGCAGUGGCAGCGUUCGCGAGUCGGCUUUGCAGCAGGCCUGGUUCUUUUUUGAAUUAAUGGUAAAGAGCAUGGUGCACCAUUUAUACUUCAACGAUAAACUUGAUGCACCAAGGAAAAGUCGUUUCCCAGAACGUUUUAUGGAUGACAUUCUUGCUCUUGUCAGCACGAUUGCUAGUGAUAUAGUUUCACGUUUUCAGAAGGACACAGAAAUGGUUGAGAGACUCAAUACAAGUCUUGCAUUCUUUCUCAAUGAUCUGUUAUCUGUUAUGGACAGAGGAUUUGUCUUUAGCCUUAUAAAGUCCUGCUAUAAACAGGUGUCUUCAAAGCUUUAUUCACUGCCAAACCCAAGUGUCCUGGUGUCCCUGCGGUUGGAUUUUCUGCGAAUCAUCUGCAGCCACGAGCACUACGUCACAUUGAACCUCCCCUGCAGCUUGCUCACGCCCCCGGCCUCUCCGUCUCCCUCAGUGUCUUCUGCAGCCUCUCAGAGUUCCGGCUUCUCCACGAAUGCACAGGACCAGAAGAUCGCGAACAUGUUUGAGCUGUCCGUGCCCUUCCGCCAGCAGCACUACCUGGCCGGUCUUGUGCUGACAGAGCUGGCUGUCAUUUUAGACCCCGAUGCUGAUGGACUGUUUGGAUUGCAUAAGAAAGUCAUCAAUAUGGUGCACAAUUUACUGUCUAGUCACGACUCUGACCCGCGGUACUCUGACCCUCAGAUCAAAGCUCGAGUGGCCAUGUUGUAUCUACCUCUGAUUGGCAUCAUCAUGGAGACUGUGCCUCAGCUGUAUGACUUUACAGAAACUCACAAUCAACGUGGAAGACCAAUUUGCACUGCCACUGAGGACUACGACAGUGAGAGUGGAAGCAUGAUUAGCCAGACGGUUGCCAUGGCGAUCGCAGGGACCUCUGUGCCUCAGCUGACAAGGCCUGGCAGUUUCCUCCUCACAGCCACGAGUGGCAGACAACAUACCACCUUUUCAGCAGAAUCAAGCCGGAGCCUUUUGAUCUGUCUUCUCUGGGUCCUCAAGAAUGCAGAUGAGACGGUUCUACAAAAAUGGUUCACAGAUCUCUCAGUCUUGCAGCUAAAUCGGCUGUUAGAUCUUCUCUAUCUCUGUGUGUCUUGCUUUGAGUACAAGGGGAAAAAAGUGUUUGAAAGAAUGAACAGUUUGACCUUUAAGAAGUCAAAAGACAUGAGAGCAAAACUAGAAGAAGCCAUUCUUGGGAGUAUAGGUGCCAGGCAGGAGAUGGUGCGUCGAAGCCGAGGCCAGCUCGAGAGGAGCCCAUCAGGCAGUGCUUUUGGAAGUCAAGAAAACCUGAGAUGGAGAAAGGACAUGACUCACUGGCGUCAGAACACAGAGAAGCUUGACAAGUCAAGAGCAGAGAUUGAACAUGAAGCAUUAAUUGAUGGAAAUCUGGCUACUGAAGCAAACCUGAUCAUUUUAGACACAUUAGAGAUUGUUGUCCAGACGGUUUCCGUGACAGAAUCCAAAGAGAGCAUCCUUGGUGGAGUGCUGAAGGUGCUGUUGCACAGCAUGGCCUGCAACCAGAGCGCCCUCUACCUGCAGCACUGCUUCGCCACACAGAGGGCCCUGGUUUCCAAGUUCCCAGAACUCCUGUUUGAAGAGGAGACCGAGCAGUGUGCCGACCUGUGCCUCCGGCUGCUCCGACACUGCAGCAGCAGCAUCAGCACCAUCCGCUCCCACGCCAGCGCCUCCCUGUACCUGCUCAUGCGGCAGAACUUCGAGAUCGGCAACAACUUUGCCAGGGUUAAGAUGCAGGUAACAAUGUCGCUAUCCUCCUUGGUGGGCACAUCUCAGAAUUUUAAUGAAGAAUUUCUAAGACGCUCUCUAAAGACUAUAUUGACAUAUGCCGAAGAGGACCUGGAGUUGAGGGAAACGACAUUUCCUGAUCAGGUCCAGGAUCUGGUUUUCAAUCUCCAUAUGAUCCUUUCUGAUACUGUUAAAAUGAAGGAGCACCAGGAGGACCCUGAAAUGUUGAUCGAUCUGAUGUACAGAAUUGCCAAAGGUUACCAGACCUCUCCAGACCUGCGGCUGACCUGGUUGCAGAACAUGGCGGGGAAGCACUCGGAGCGCAGCAACCAUGCCGAGGCCGCGCAGUGCCUGGCGCACUCGGCCGCCCUGGUGGCGGAGUACUUGAGCAUGCUGGAGGACCGCAAGUACCUGCCUGUGGGCUGUGUGACAUUCCAGAAUAUUUCGUCUAAUGUUCUGGAGGAAUCUGCCGUGUCAGAUGAUGUUGUAUCUCCAGAUGAAGAAGGUAUCUGCUCUGGAAAGUACUUCACUGAGUCAGGACUUGUGGGAUUGCUGGAGCAAGCAGCUGCUUCUUUCUCUAUGGCUGGCAUGUAUGAAGCAGUUAAUGAGGUUUACAAAGUACUCAUUCCUAUUCAUGAAGCUAAUCGGGAUGCAAAGAAACUAUCCACAAUUCAUGGUAAACUUCAAGAAGCAUUCAGCAAAAUUGUUCAUCAGAGUACUGGCUGGGAGCGGAUGUUUGGCACCUAUUUUCGCGUUGGUUUUUAUGGAACCAAGUUCGGGGAUUUGGAUGAACAGGAAUUUGUUUACAAGGAGCCUGCAAUAACCAAACUUGCUGAGAUUUCUCACAGAUUGGAGGGAUUUUAUGGAGAAAGAUUUGGAGAGGAUGUGGUGGAAGUGAUCAAAGACUCUAACCCUGUGGACAAGUGUAAAUUAGACCCCAGCAAGGCGUAUAUUCAGAUCACCUACGUGGAGCCAUACUUCGACACAUACGAAAUGAAGGACCGAAUCACGUAUUUUGACAAAAAUUACAAUCUUCGCCGUUUCAUGUACUGUACGCCCUUCACUUUAGAUGGCCGUGCCCACGGGGAGCUGCAUGAGCAGUUCAAGCGGAAGACCAUUCUGACCACUUCUCAUGCCUUUCCCUACAUUAAAACAAGGGUCAACGUCAUUCACAAAGAAGAGAUCAUCCUAACGCCUGUUGAAGUUGCCAUAGAAGACAUGCAGAAGAAGACCCAGGAGCUGGCCUUUGCGACACAUCAGGACCCAGCAGACCCCAAAAUGCUUCAGAUGGUUCUCCAGGGGUCUGUGGGCACGACAGUGAAUCAGGGGCCUUUGGAAGUUGCCCAGGUUUUCCUAUCUGAAAUACCCAGUGACCCCAAGCUUUUCAGACAUCAUAAUAAACUACGACUCUGCUUUAAAGAUUUCACUAAAAGGUGUGAGGAUGCCUUACGGAAGAAUAAGAGCUUAAUCGGGCCUGACCAGAAGGAGUAUCAGAGGGAGCUAGAGAGGAACUACCAUCGCCUUAAGGAGGCUCUGCAGCCGCUGAUCAACAGGAAGAUCCCUCAGCUGUACAAGGCAGUAUUGCCUGUCACCUGCCACAGAGAUUCCUUCAGUCGAAUAAGCCUUCGCAAAAUGGACCUCUAAAAUAAAUGCACUUGUUUUAUUCAUUUGAAAAGAGCCAUGUAUUCAACACUGAAUGUGAAAAGUUAAGAUCUAUUGAAAAAAAGACCUUGAUGUAAUUCUGGAAGUUACAGCACUGAUUCACUUACUGAAGAACGCCAAAACAGUGUCAAAUGUAGUGUUAAUCUGAGAAUCAUGGCAGUGGUUUCUAACAUUCUGGAACAUACUGUUAUCUUUUUUUAAGACAUUUUAAUGACUCAAAGGUACACUAUACAUUAACCAUUAUUUAUACCAUAGCUAAUGUUAAAUUUACUUUAAGUUCAUAUUUUUUAAUUUAUAUUACCAUUUAUAGAUUCAUUUUGGAACCAUUUUAAAUGUAGUAUUGCUUAUUUUAAAGGUACUAUUAAACAUGUGAAUGUUUACACUAA